Molecule: messenger RNA, 657 nt
Organism: Trametes versicolor FP-101664 SS1
Lineage: Eukaryota; Fungi; Basidiomycota; Agaricomycetes; Polyporales; Polyporaceae
Exons: 1
Coding region: 1-657 (218 amino acids)
Source: RefSeq, a predicted model, not a curated record
AUGGCCUGCCUCCCCCCCACCACUAUCUUCCUGCGAACGAGAACUGGCUCGCCCGAUGCACUCCCACCCAUCCCACUACGCGGCGGCAUCCCGCUCCUCUCCCUGGGCCUCGCGCCAGGCCAGCCCAUGAACAUAGGAGUCCAGGUACGCGCGCUACUACUUGGCCCGCGAAGCGAAGCCUCCUCCCGGAACCCCAGCAACCCACCACACUUCACAAGCGUCGACAUCGGACUGGAAGGCCGGGUCAUCGCAGCCAGGAAAGUCAACGACGUCUGCGCCGAAGUCAUCGUCAGGAACGAAGGAUGGGGAAGGAUGCGGUACGCUGCGAUACUGCUGCACGCCAUGCCCCGAACGACCAUCGAGGCCGGGCUAUGGGACGCCCUGCGCUCACCAAACAUACGUAAGGGAGACUGGGGAGAAGAAUACCCGCCGCAAAACUAUGUGACCUGCCUGCCCGCCCCCCACAGAGGAGACAAGGCCGUAGACCUCGCGAGCUACCCCCCAAUAAUCGAGAAGCAGCUCGCGGGCCCGGGCGGAGGGGAAGGCACGAGAUGGGCGUCGGACGAGGAACUGGGCGAGCUAGGGAGAGCCGUCGGCGGGAUUUUCCAGACGGGCACAAAGGCGAAGGAGACCAAGGCGAAGACGGCGAGAGGAUGA